GACGAUUCUGAAUUCUCUAUUAUUCUUCUUUUGCUAGGUUCUCACAUAAACCAGAAACUAUGGAGUAUGAAGAUGAGAGGAGUGAAUACAACACUUCAGAAGUUGAUUGGGGACAAGAAUCUAACCCGUCAUGGAGUGGAGAAGAAGAUUACGACUAUGGCUCUUGGGAAGGAGAAACUGAUUCUGAAAUCAGUCUAGAAGAAGUAGAUGAACGUGAUGAAGAGCCUUGGUAUGAAGAGACGAAUUCAGAUGGUGCUUUCGAAGGAGAAGAAGGCCAAGUUGAUGAUGAAAUCGAACCUGAACCACCAGACCACUCUCAAGACGACGAAAGCCACAAGAGUUGGUGCGGAGCAGAAACCAACCAAGAGGAAAGCGAAGGAGAAGGCUGUGAAGGAGAUUCAUGGCGUGGAGAAACUGAAUCCCAAUUCAGUUUAGAAGAAGACUUGCCGAAUGGAGAAACUCAAAUCAGUCACGGAGAUGAGGGCUUCAAUCACCAUAGAGAACCAGACCAGUUCAUAGAAUCUUACACACAAGAAAGACCAUGGUGUGAGAUACCAUACUCUGAUCAAGAGGAAGAUCGCCAAGAAGAAACUGAUUCACAAAUCAGUUUAAGGGAAGACGAGUCACAUGGUGUAGAGACAUGGAGUCAUGAGGGUGAAUCUAACUAUGGUGAUGAGUCAGAUCGUGGGGAGGAAGAAACAGACCACACCAAAGAUCAGCCCACACUAUGGGGUGACGAAGAGGACUAUGAGCCACAAUAUUUAACCUUUUCAGCUCAACAUCAACAGGAUAUGCCAAGUUAUUCCUACACUAAGCCAAGGAGAUGGAUUCUCGCCACAACGCCAAGAGUGAAGGCUACACCUAAGAAAACCUGCAGCCCUAAGCCAAAUAAAACGUUUUCACCUAUUCUAGAGGAAAAAGGAGAGGCUAAGCUACCAACUCGAGUAAAGGCUGAACCACCAAAAUCAAUUUCCCAAGCUAUAACCUACAAGUCGAGUACAAAGUCAUUGCUUAAACUACAACGCACGGGAACACAAGGUCAGACAAAGGAGCAUGAGGCUGAAGACGUUGAAGGAGGCAUAAGUAUUGAGAAGCCACCGGCUGCUCAACAACCAAUUCAAACCCGAGGUUCGGCCGGGAGGAGGCACGAACGUGCGUCAAUGGUCGCCGGAUGCCGAGACGUCCGGGACGGGACGCUACAGAUAUCCCCUCUUGGAAGGAUUGAGAGCAACCUCACGACUACUUGCCAUGCUGUUUUGAAGAAAAGUGAGGAUGAAUCCAUUGAAGUUGAGGACAGUAAUGCUGAUUUUGUGCUUGAUCCCUCGACACGCAAUCUUAGUGUAGACCGACACCUGGGUGUGGAUCGGCACUCCUCCGGUACAGAAGCAGAAUCGACGUUUGACGAAGCAGAAUCGAGUGAGCUCGAAACAGAGGAGUCGACGCUAGACAGUAGUGUCGACCGACACUCACCUAGUGUCGAUCGACACUGGACAUGGACUGCACCAUAUGCUCUUGUGUUUCCACUGCGACCUAAGAAGUCAGAGCAAGAAAUACGGGAACAACACUAUAGGUUGAUGCUGGAUUCAAUUCUAUAUGCUUUACCUUUGAUGAUUGCUGUAACCUCCAAGAUCCACUUCAAGAGUAUGUCGAGAAGAUGAUUACUAAUGGCAUUAGAGCUGAGGAUAUUAGCUUGCUUACAAAAGACAUCAGUGCUAUCUUGGUGUAUGAGGAUCCAGAGAAGAAGCCGACCAAGAGGCUGUCAGUGGCUAUCUCUGAAUUAGUCAGUGCCAUGAUUCAGUGUAGCAUCCUAGAGAAGUUACCUGAU
Messenger RNA from Arabidopsis arenosa, 1825 nucleotides. Lineage: Eukaryota; Viridiplantae; Streptophyta; Magnoliopsida; Brassicales; Brassicaceae. The record is from the annotation of a GenBank genome assembly.